AUGGCAGAGAUUGAGGAUGGUUACGAGCAGCAGCAGCGUCGCAUGAGAGUGCCAAUGCUGACCACCUCCUCCGAUCAGGCCGUCGCCACUGCCAAGCAAAUCCAGGCUUUGGAUUCUCCUCGCUCCAGGCUCACGAUCGUCGCAAAGGCACUGGCUGGCGAGGCACUUGGAACUUUUCUCCUCGUCUUCACCAUCGCGGCUUUGACAGCAGUGAACGAGGGAACUCCCGGAGGAAUUGGGCUGCUAAGCUUCGCAAUGGCGGCCUCGUUCUGCGUCACGGUGAUCAUCCUCACCAUCGGCCACACCUCGGGUGCUCACAUCAACCCUUCCAUCACCGUGGGAUUCGCAGCCGCCGGGAGAUUCCCAUGGUCUCAAGUGCCCUUCUACAUGGUUUCUCAGAUCACUGGCUCCGUGCUGGCAAUCCUGGCGGCGAAAUGGGUCUACAGCUUCCCGGAGAGAGACUUUGCCGUGACCCAGCCUCGAUCUGGGCCAUGGCAAUCGCUUGUUCUUGAGACCGCCAUGUCCUUCGUUGUCAUGUUCCUGGCGUGUAUCCUCUCGAAUAACACAUCACAAGUGGUAACUUUCACUCGCAAUUUGUUCCACACUAGUAUACUAUUGAUGCUUUUCAUCAGUCGGGCAACGCAGCUGCAAUGGCUGUCCCAGCCGCGAUCGGGCUGA
This is a messenger RNA of Selaginella moellendorffii, 678 nucleotides long. Its product is annotated as probable aquaporin NIP5-1. Gene Ontology annotation, biological process: transmembrane transport. The record is from RefSeq and is a predicted model, not a curated record. Gene Ontology annotation, cellular component: membrane. The transcript has 3 exons. Gene Ontology annotation, molecular function: channel activity. Bases 1 to 678 code for a protein of 225 amino acids. Lineage: Eukaryota; Viridiplantae; Streptophyta; Lycopodiopsida; Selaginellales; Selaginellaceae.